CGAACACGCAACGCUAUUUUGUCAUGCUGAGCCAAACAAAACCCGAGUGGUUGGCGGUUAGUGGCUCGUUGACCGCUCAUCGGACAACAUGAACCGGGCACUUAGAAAGUCUCAGUCUCUGCGUUGCUGUUCGGUCCUCGAGGUGAAAAGUAAAUAUGGAGCAGAAUUCAGGAGGUUUUCCCUGGACCGCUGUGAGCCUGGCAGGUUUAAAGACUUCCACAGGCUCAUUGUGCGUUUACAUCACUUAUGGCAAAUGGAUGUCCUUAUCGAAUAUGCGGAUGUCCAAGGAGAGCUGCUGCCCAUCAAUAAUGAUGACAACUUUUGCAAAGCUGUGACCUCCACACAAUCUUUACUGCGUAUCUUCAUUCAGCUUCAAGAGGAAGCUGACCAGGAUAUCACAGGUGCUGAAGAUACAGCAAAACGAAAGAAACCUGUCAGCCAGAGAAAAACACCAUUCCAGAUCAGCAUGCCACAGAACUUCCGCCCUGUUUCGUCUAUCAUUGACGUGGACAUCAUACCAGAAUGCCACCGAAGGGUGCGUCUGUAUCGCCAGGGCUCGGACAGACCUCUGGGGUUUUACAUUCGCGAUGGUACCACUGUCAGGGUUACUCCAUACGGUCUGGAAAAGGUUCCGGGCAUCUUUAUCUCCCGCAUAGUUCCUGGAGGACUGGCAGCUUGCACGGGACUGCUGGCCAUUAAUGACCAGGUCCUGGAAGUGAAUGGUAUUGAUGUUAUGCGGAAAUCUUUGGAUCAGGUAACCGACAUGAUGAUCGCAAACAGCCACAACCUCAUCAUCACAGUGAAGCCCGCAAACCAGCAUAACAACAUAAGGCGAAAAAGCUGCAGUUCCUCAAGCUCGGGACACUAUUUUGAUAGUACGCACUCCGUAAGCUAUCCAGGGCUACCUAUGAUAAUGAAAGCUUAUGGUUUAGGUAAUGGCUCUGAGAGCGAAGAGGAUGCAGAUGUGGUUGUCGAGAGCCCCAUCAGACACCUGUCCCAACAUCCGGGUUCUUCAUCCGCCUCUCACUCUUUUCAGCCUUAUGUUAAUAUUUGCUACAGGCCCCAAGUUUCUGCCAGACUGCCCAACUUGCUCAUUUCGGCUGCGUCCUAUCACUCUCAGCCUUGUCUCGCUCAUACAGCUCACACUGACCACAGUGUCCCUCUUCACAGGCAUCGGACCUCCCAACAGCAUUUUGGCUGUAAUCCAGCCAUCAGACAGGGAAGCUCCAGUACCCAUGACAUUCUAAACACGUGGCAUGUAGAUCUGAGUCGCCAUUUACUGUUGCCCCAGGGGGCAAUGGAGGAAGAUGGAAUUGUUGUUAUUUUGUAAAAGAUAAACCGAAAAUACACCACCCAUUUUAAAUUGUG
Molecule: messenger RNA, 1368 nt
Organism: Sinocyclocheilus grahami
Lineage: Eukaryota; Metazoa; Chordata; Actinopteri; Cypriniformes; Cyprinidae
Product: partitioning defective 6 homolog gamma-like
Exons: 3
Coding region: 89-1330 (413 amino acids)
Biological process (GO): regulation of cellular localization; centrosome cycle; establishment or maintenance of cell polarity
Cellular component (GO): nucleus; cell cortex; apical plasma membrane
Molecular function (GO): protein binding
Source: RefSeq, a predicted model, not a curated record